AUGAAUUCGUCAAUGCAACCAACAGACGUUUACGGAGGAGAUGAAGUAUCAGCCAUUGUAAUUGACCCUGGGUACUCAAGUAUACGCGCUGGCUUUGCAGGAGAAGAUACCCCCAAAUCAUUCAUCAACUCACAUUACGGCGUUCGCGAUGGUCAAUCAUAUUACGGAGACAAUGCGAUUCACAACCCCAGCGCGAACCUCGAAAUCCGCAACCCAAUGAACAAGGAUGGUAUUGUUGAAGACUGGGACACUGCAGAACAAUUGUGGAAAUAUGCUAUUACUUCACGACUUACGAGUUUCAAGCAGGCGGACCCUAGAACCAAUGGACUAAACGAUAAGCCGGAGGAUAUGGAUCUUGAUAUGGAUGUGGAAGAGAAACCAUUAGAGGAACAUCCAUUGUUGAUGACGGAAACCGCAUGGAAUACAACCAAGUCGCGAGAGAAGGCCAUUGAAGUAGCUAUGGAAUCCUGGGGCGCUCCCGCCUUCUGGCUCGCGCGAAACAGCGUCCUCGCAGCAUUUGGAGGCGGCAAGGCCACAGCAUUAGUAGUCGAUGUCGGUGCAUCAAACGCAUCAGUUAUCGCCGUACACGAUGGAAUUAUACUCAAGAAAUCGAUACAAAGAUCUCCUCUCGCUGGCAAUUGGCUAUCCUCACAAAUCCGCACCCUAUUCAACACCGUAGAGCCCAAAGUUGAGCUCACUCCACAUUUCAUGAUAUCAUCCAAAAUCCCCGUCGACGCAGGUGCCCCAGCUCAAGCUACAUACCACAAAUUCAAGAUCCCUCCUACGCCCGGCUUCCGCGCCCUCGAAGAAGAACGUGUUUUGACAGAAUUUAAAGAAUCGGUUGUACAGGUCUGGGGUGGACCAAAUCGAUUGAAUCACACUCACACCACCGGACCCGUAUCUACGAAUGUGGAACAUGCGAAGCAGCAACCAGGUCGCGUAUUCGAGAUGCCGGAUGGUGCGAACCAGAUGUGGGGUAUAGAGCGUUUCAAUGUUACAGAAGGUAUGUGGGAUGAAAAGGCCGCGUUACCUACAGACCACGAGUCUGCUCCUACAAAGGGCCAGACUAUUCCUGAAAUGAUCAAGGCUUCAAUUGCGGCGGUUGAUAUGGAUCUACGGGCGCAUUUGUUGCAGAAUAUUAUUGUCACAGGUGGUAGCACGCUGCUUAAUGGGUUUACGGAUCGUUUGAAUAGCGAGUUGGCACUUCUAUAUCCAGGUGCGAGAAUCAAGUUGCAGGCUGCAGGACUUACACAAGAGAGAAGAUUUGGUUCCUGGAUUGGAGGGAGUAUCUUGGGGAGUUUAGGAACGUUCCACCAAAUGUGGAUCUCGACGAAGGAAUAUGAGGAAUUUGGUGCGAGCAUCGUGGAGAAGAGAUGUAAAUGA
Sclerotinia borealis F-4128 is the source of this 1383-nucleotide messenger RNA. The record is from the annotation of a GenBank genome assembly. NCBI's taxonomy places the organism in Eukaryota, Fungi, Ascomycota, Leotiomycetes, Helotiales, Sclerotiniaceae.